Messenger RNA from Phanerochaete carnosa HHB-10118-sp, 802 nucleotides. RefSeq lists its product as uncharacterized. The record is from RefSeq and is a predicted model, not a curated record. Bases 26 to 802 code for a protein of 258 amino acids. Lineage: Eukaryota; Fungi; Basidiomycota; Agaricomycetes; Polyporales; Phanerochaetaceae. The transcript has 8 exons.
CGCUAGAUGCAAUAGACGCAUAAACAUGACUUUAGGUCCCGUCUUGCUGGGAUACACCUUGGUAGCCACGUUCUCUGCUUUCCGCGCCUUUGCGGUCUGUAACCGCAACUGGUUCAUUUUUGCAAUUGUGCUGGUGAUUGGGCUGGUUCCCUCCUGUUUGCAGCUCUCGCUGCUCGCUCACUCCCAGGUUUCACUCGGUUUCAUGGCGAGCCCACCUUUCCUCUACGCGCUAGCGACGAGGUUACCCGUCAUACUUGCGGAAUGCAUCGUCGUGCUCCUAACAUGGCGCAAGACCUACUCGGCAAGCCGCAGUUCGCUCAGGCGCCCGUCGAACGUCGCAGCGUAUCUCCUGCGUGACGGGACAUUAUACUUCCUAGCCAUGAUGACGAUACAAGUCGUCCAGAUAAUCAUCCUCAUCCACCCAACAAUUGGAUCCCUCGGCGCGUUCCUCGACACCAUCCCACCGAUACUCGUCGGUCGGUUUAUCAUGCAUCUGAGCCGCAUCGGGCGCGCGCCGGCGCCGGCAGAGUACACGACGUCCGAGGCGGGGCAGCCUCUCACGAGCGCCGUGUCGCUCAGUGCGCCGAGCGCGUGGUUCGUCGACGAGCUCGGGGGCGAACUCGACCACGCCUUGGAAAAGCACGAGCCUUCUUCUGAAAGCGACCAGGAGCACUAUGGGUCUUCUAGUGAUGAGCAUUACGGCGAUACGGUCGUGGGGCUCGAUGAUAUCGAAAGGAUAUCGCCGGUGCGUGGUGGAAUCUUGAGAAUGGACGGUAGUGCUGAUGGUGCGCGUGUUGCUUAG